AUGGAGAUGAUUAAGAAGAAUGAGACUUGGAAGCUAGUUGACAGACCAAGUGAAAAACCAGUGAUUGGUGUUAAAUGGGUUUAUAAAACCAAGUUGAUCCUUGAUGGCUCAAUAAAGAAGCAUAAAGCUAGGUUGGUAGUCAAAGGCUAUGCACAAAAGCAUGGGAUUGACUUCAAUAAGACUGUUGCUCCUGUGGCCAGACUAGACACCAUUAGAACACUCAUAGCUUUGGAAGCUCAAAAUGGGCUCCAAGGGCCUGAUAUGAGGAAAUUAAUGCAUAUCUCAUUAGCUACGGAUAUGUCAGAAGUACAAGAAGCAGUGGAGAAUUAA
Prunus armeniaca (apricot) is the source of this 330-nucleotide messenger RNA. Lineage: Eukaryota; Viridiplantae; Streptophyta; Magnoliopsida; Rosales; Rosaceae. The record is from the annotation of a GenBank genome assembly.